AUGUCGUCAACGCCAGGUUGGGUUAAACAACUGAAGCCCUCAGGCCCCCAGGGCUCCGAACUUCUUGCUGCAGAGCGCGCAAGCUCAAAUCUCCCGGUGGAGCAGCUCUCCGAGUUGUUGUUCACCAAGGAGGGUCUGGCUAGGAAGAACAAGGUCCUCAGUGUGCUGAAGUCGGAGAAGCUUUUCGACAAGACCCCAAACUACUAUCUGGGACGGACUGAACACUUCCAGAGUGCCGUUAGACGCGCAAAGGCCCUCAGGAACCUAAGAGUGAAGAAUAACUGGACUUUGGAAGAGUACCGGUUGGCGAAUGAGCUCAUCAGCGAGCCUCUUCCCUAUAGUCUGCACGAUGGCAUGUUCGUGGUGACGCUCAGUGAGCAAGGCACGCCCGAGCAACAAAAGCUCUUCACGAAGCCGGCAGAGGACUACAAGAUUAUAGGAUGCUACGCGCAGACGGAGCUGGGCCACGGUUCCAACGUCCGUGGCCUCGAGACGACAGCGACUUGGAACCCCCAGGAUAAGACCUUCAUCAUCCACUCGCCCCAUCUUACUGCCAGCAAAUGGUGGAUUGGUAGUCUCGGCAAGAUGGCAACCCACGCCUGCGUCAUGGCCCAGCUCAUCAUCAACGGAAAGUCGUAUGGACCUCACCCUUUCAUCGUGCAGAUCCGCGACAUGAAGACCCACGAGCCUUUGGAGAAUAUCCACGUCGGUGACGUUGGCCCCAAGUUUGGCUACAACACCAUGGAUAACGGGUUUCUUCUCUUCAACCAUGUCAAGGUCCCUCACGUCAACAUGCUUGCGCGCUUCUCCCGUGUUGAUCCCGAGACCAACACGUACGUCCCGAAUCCUGUCCCCACCUUGGUGUACGGCACCAUGACCUGGGUCCGGUCGACCAUUGUGAUGCAGGCCGGCAGUGCUCUUGCCCGUGGUGUCACCAUCGCCACUCGUUACUGCGCCGUUCGGCGCCAGUUCCAGGACCGGGACGCACCCGCCUCGGCAAAGGAGACAGCCGUCCUGAACUACAAGAUGGUGCAGGCCAGGCUUUUUCCCCUCCUGGCGGCUACUUACGCCCUCCACUUCACUGGCAAGGCCAUGAUGGACAUGUAUUCCGAGAACCAGAAGCAAGGCGGCACUGGCAUUUUGGCCGAUCUCCAUGCCUCGUCUUGCGCUCUCAAGGCUCUUUCAAGUACAAUCGCAGUCGACGGCCUUGAAGCUUGCCGAAGGGCAUGCGGUGGGCAUGGUUUCUCCUCGUUCAGUGGUAUCGGCCAAUACUAUGGCAACUAUCUCCCGACUGUCACAUUCGAGGGUGACAACUACAUGCUGACCCAGCAGGUGGCGAACUAUCUGCUCAAGUCUGCUCGUGACGUUCUGGCGGGCAAGCCUGCUAAGAAUGAGACGACUCGAAUCCUCUCCGAGUUCCGCUCGCGUGCCGAGACCGGCUGCGCUUUCGAUGUCAUUGGCUCGGACGCAGACAUUGUCGCUGCUUAUGCCUGGCGCGCGUCGUCGCUGGCGUUUGAUGCUCAACACAAGCGCGAGACCCUCAAGACUCCCUGGAACGACCUCUUGGUCGACUUCUACCGCCUCAACAAAUCCUUUGCGCAGUACAUGGUCGUCAAGAACUUCUACGAGACGGUCCAGGCAGAGGCCAAGCGUGGCCAGGUCUCCCGAGAUGCAGUGGCCAUCCUCCGCGCCCUCUUCCGCCUGUACGCCCUCUGGACCCUUGACCAGGAGGCGUCCGAGUUCACGGGCACAGGCGCAUGCAGCGAGCGACAGGUUGCGCUUAUCCGCGUAACGGUAGAACAGAAGCUGCUGGCGGAGAUCAGGCCGCAUGCCGUCCGACUGGUGGAUGCUUGGGCCUUUGACGACUGGGUCCUCGACAGCAGUCUCGGCCGGUACGAUGGCAAGGUGUACGAGGAUAUGUUCUGUCGCGCAAGCGAGCUGAACCCUCUAAACCGCAUCGUCGUGGACCCAAAUCCCAAUUCCGACGUCAUCUUCAGGAAAAUUGAAGGGCAGGAUCCGCGCAGCAAGCUGUAG
Westerdykella ornata is the source of this 2034-nucleotide messenger RNA. Its product is annotated as acyl-CoA oxidase. The record is from RefSeq and is a predicted model, not a curated record. Gene Ontology annotation, molecular function: acyl-CoA oxidase activity; FAD binding; fatty acid binding. Gene Ontology annotation, cellular component: peroxisome. The transcript is spliced from 4 exons. Gene Ontology annotation, biological process: lipid homeostasis; fatty acid beta-oxidation using acyl-CoA oxidase. NCBI's taxonomy places the organism in Eukaryota, Fungi, Ascomycota, Dothideomycetes, Pleosporales, Sporormiaceae. The coding region runs from base 1 to 2034 and encodes 677 amino acids.